GGUUUUGUUGAUUUGUUGUUACUAUCCUUGGGUUCAAUCUUUCGUCCUUGCUUAGAAUUUUGUGUUUUCUGGUAUUUUAAGUGUUUCAUUGGGUGUUGCACUUGGCAUACGUUGGCUAGAGGCAUGACUACUCAAGCAAAUUGCAUCACCAUUAAGGGAUCGGCGAAAACUGUAGCACAAUACUUAAAUUAUGGAAUCAACUCGAUCCUUUUCCAGCGAGGAAUUUACCCACAAACAGAAUUUAAGUUCCAGGAUGAAUAUGGGAUUCAGUUACUUGUUACAAAAAAUGCACGCGUGCAGGAAUUCUUGAAUAAAGUGCUCAAAACGGUAGAAGAGUGGUUGCCGCAGGAGAAAUUGGAACGUAUAAGUAUGGUUCUGUUCGAUAUACCGACGCGGAAGGUUAUCGAACGCUGGGACUUUAGCAUUAAACAUGAAGACGACUAUACCUGUAACGAGAACUCAGAACCAAUCUCACACAAGGAUGUGAAAGUAGUCCAAUCCGAGAUACGCAAUGUUAUGCGACAGAUCAUAUCGUCGAUCAGUUUUUUGCCAGCCAUUGAUAACCCAACGACAUUCGACGUGUAUCUGCACCCUAAAGAGGUCGCGUGCAAAAAGGGUGUUCCAGAGCUAUGGGAAUGGAAAUCGACGUGUGAUAUCGACAUACCAAACAGCCAAGCGGUGAAGCUGCGCUCAUUCUCCACCGGUUUUGAUUUAGUAGAGACGGAAGUAGUUUACAAAAUCGUCGAAAGCGGAAAAAAAGAAUAGUAGUUAGCUCACUACCUCGUGGAGGAUCUUAUCGAAACAAACUGGUCACUCAACAUUUCCAACAACGGCGUUGCAUGUCUCGCUACGAACCAAACUCAUUAUCCAUUCUUAUCAUUAUUUUUGAAUAUAAUCAACUGUUUUUUUUU
Molecule: messenger RNA, 911 nt
Organism: Anopheles coustani
Lineage: Eukaryota; Metazoa; Arthropoda; Insecta; Diptera; Culicidae
Gene: mad2
Product: mitotic spindle assembly checkpoint protein MAD2A
Exons: 3
Coding region: 124-765 (213 amino acids)
Biological process (GO): mitotic spindle assembly checkpoint signaling
Cellular component (GO): nucleoplasm; kinetochore; cytoplasm
Source: RefSeq, a predicted model, not a curated record